Condylostylus longicornis is the source of this 1015-nucleotide messenger RNA. RefSeq names its product mitochondrial fission 1 protein-like. Bases 164 to 667 code for a protein of 167 amino acids. Gene Ontology annotation, cellular component: peroxisomal membrane; mitochondrial outer membrane. Lineage: Eukaryota; Metazoa; Arthropoda; Insecta; Diptera; Dolichopodidae. Gene Ontology annotation, biological process: mitochondrial fragmentation involved in apoptotic process; mitochondrial fission; peroxisome fission. The transcript is spliced from 5 exons. The record is from RefSeq and is a predicted model, not a curated record. Gene Ontology annotation, molecular function: protein binding.
AUCAAAACAAUAGAAAAUAACAAGCAAAAUAGGGGAAUUCCAAUUGAUUGCUGUAGUUCGCAGUUUAACAAUUUUGUUUUAAAAGUUUUAUUUUAAGUAGAUGAGGUAUUUACAUAUAUAAUUUUGAGUAAUAUUAUGUGUAGUAUAAAAUAUACCUAAAAUUAUGGAGGAAAUUUUGCACAGUUACAUAUCACAAAAGGAUUUGGAGAAAUUUGAGAAAAACUACAAUAAAGAGUUAGGAGAAAAUAUUCUUCAGCCAACAACACAAUUUGAGUAUGCUUGGGGCCUUAUUCGAAGUUUUUAUACUUCAGAUAUUGAGAAGGGAAUUAAGUUAUUAGAAGAACUUGUUGAAAGAAAUUCAGAUCGCCUACGUGAUUACAUAUAUUAUUUGGCCGUUGGAUACGCAAGACUUAAGCAAUAUUUUAUGGCCUUAAAUUUUUGUCAAGAAUUCCUUAAAAUUGAACCUAAUAAUCGCCAGGUUUGCACCCUGCAGGAAUGUAUAAAGGAAAAGUUAAAAGACAAAACCAUUAAUGGUAUAGCUAAAGUUGGAAAAGCCACUUUAAUAAUAGGCGGUAUAGUUGGAGUUGCGGCUGUAUUAUUUAAAGGUCUGUCGUUGUUAACGUCAGAGAGUUCGGGACCUUCUUGUAAUGAAGAAGAAGAAGAUUAAUAUGACCAUAAAACUACUCAAUAAUUCACAAAAUUGUUUUUAUUCAGAAUCACAAUUUAUAAGUUUAAGCACAUAUUAAUAAAUUAUCAAUUCUAAAGCAACAAUAAUAUUUGUCACUUCCAUGGUGAAGAUUAUGGAUUUUUAUGACUACAUCAAUCACAUUAUUCUUUCACUUUUACAAUUUUCCAUUUGAGUUUUCAUUUGAUAGACAUAAAAAUAAAAUGUAAGAUUUUAGUCUUCUCAUUUUGUUUUUCACUUGGAAUUAAUUAACCAUUAAUAACAGAUAUAUUCGUAUGUAAAUUAAUUGAAAAUAUGCAUUGUAAAAUAAAAAUUGUAUUAUUUUGUUAA